UUACUUUUUUAAAGGUAAGUAACGGUCAAUUAAGGUUGCCUGUACUUCAAAACUAUGAAGAAGCUUACUUAUCUUAGAGCUAAAUCCUUUUUUAUCAUUCUAGAAGAGCAUCAAAGACGGUUUGCAGAGUGACGAGAUGGUUAAAGCAGCUGAUGUUUAUUUAAAAAGAAUCAAAAAUAAAAUUGGAGAGCAAAAUUUUAACCAAAUUAUUCCAAGUCAAAGGGAUAGUACCUUAAUGUUUGUUAUGGAUACUACUGGUUCAAUGGGAGAGGAAAUUACUGUUUCCAAGUUAAUCGCGAAAUCUAUCAUUAAUACAACUCGUAAAUUUAAAGAUGAUUACAUCUUGUCACCAUUUAGUGAUCCAGAAACUGGACCAGUUACUUACAAGAGCGAUAAGGAACGUGCUGGAUUUAUUACUGCCAUCUCAAACUUACGUGCUGAAGGUGGAGGAGAUUGUCCCGAACUUGCCUUCAAAGGUAUGCUUAAUGCUUUAGACCAAGGACCUAAAUAUGGAAGCCCCAUGUUUGUGUUUACUGAUGCGACAGCUAAAGAUGACUCAGCUGAAAACAUGGAAGCUUUAAAGUCAGCUGCUGAUAUGAAUUCUGCAACGAUUACUUUCUUCACAAACACUGACUGUGAGAGACAUGGAAAAAUAGGAAAUGACAGUUACAAAGAAAUUGCUUUACACACCUCAGGUCAAAUCUUUCCCCUGGCUAAGGAAGCUACCCUUUCAGAAAUUCAAGGCUAUGUUGCAAGCAGUUUAAGACUAGACACGAAAAUCUCAUCAGCAAGUACUACUAAAUCUAGAUCAAAACGAGCAGCUAAUUACCCUAGCCUCAAAAUCUACAAAUCCUACGAAUUCUCUGUGGACGAUAAAAUUUCAAAGUUAAUUGUUUCUAUACCUACGGACUUAAAAACAGCGCGGAAUGUUGAACUGAAAGAUCCAUAUGGAAGAGCUGUGACCACAUCGGACAUCAUGUCUAAGAUGCGUAUCUUCCAAAUCGAAAAUCCACGUAGUGGUGUAUAUACUGUGGAGAUCCCACCAGAAGCUAAAAAGUAUGAAUACACGGCUGAAGCUGUUUCCAAAGAUGCUAUUGCUUUUGCUUACAACUUUAUGUAUCAAGAAAAUCCAAGAAAAGAAUCUCCCCCAUUCUCAUUGUAUAACCCUAUUACAGGUGUUGAAAACCAAAUGAUUAUUCGCUUGGGUGGUGUACACAGAAUUGAUAUGAACACAAUUCGAGUUAAACUUGUUGACCUCCAUGGUGAAGUUUUGCUGUCCAACUUAAAGCUGUCAGAUUUAGAUGCUGACAAUAGAGUGCUCAGCACGAUGAUGACACCACCAGCAAAAUCAUUCAGAGUUAGAUUAACUGGCAAGUUGAUAAUUGCAUUUAAAACAAACCUGUGGAAAACAGUAAAAAUAAUUUGAAAGCCAUUUGAUUAAGAUAACUUUGUGAGAAAACACCUAAUUACAACCUUAAAUAUUAAGAGAAUUUAUCGGGACAAAAAGUGUAGCAGUCUGUCUUUUUGAUUUUGCACAAUUAGCGCCCCCUGAUAUAUUUAAGAACUGUUGUUGGUUCAAUCCAAGGCAAAGCUCGAAAAACUAUAUUUAAUUAAAAAUCACAACUUUGCAGGUAAAACAAAGACUGGUGCACCCUUUGAACAAAUCUCUCGCGGAGUAUCGAAGGCUUCUAACGUUUUCCUUCAACCAAUUUUUGCCGGGGAGGAGUUUACAGUUUCUUCAGGCCAAAGAAACGUACCUGUUCAAGUUCGAGUUCUUGUUUUUGGCUCAAGUCAAUAUCAACCUUUAGCAUUCACAGCAAAGGCAAGACGUGGAGGCAUCACAAGAACAGCAUCGAAAAGUAUUCGUAAGAUGGGUUUCGUGAACUUGAUCUACAACGCACCAACUGGCAUGAAAGGAAAGACGGAAACCAUUGCAGUCACUGUAACCAACACAAAAACAGGAGAAAUAUCCAGAAACAUCUUCUUAAUUUUGUUGAAAUAAACAACGAACUUUUUACUUUGAGUAACACAUGACCUUUAUUUUUGCCUAAUUUUUGCUUAUGUUGAGUUUGUUUUUUGUCUUUUCAAAUCAAAGCAAUAAAAAACUUAAAUGAAACUGUUGUAUUUAAGACGCCAUAUCCAUGCGUUGACAUCCUCCCAAAAUUUGCCCAAAUUAUUUCGUCAAUGUAGUUUUAUAUUUCACUGGAUAAGUCAGUUCUCCUACAGUUAAGUGUUUUUAAGUGCAUUUUACACUCGGAACAUACAGCUAAUUCAUACAAUAAGGGUUUAACUCUGUAUUAGGACAGGCAUGGUACAUUUAUCAUUGUGUAAAACCACGCUGUAAAUCACCUCCCGUUAUCAUUCAAGAUCUAUUAGAUCUUCAACUACGAAACACGCCAAUUGACGUCAUAGGGAAGUCAUUAUACUGAUAUGCCGUAUGUAACUUUGGACUUAUUAUACUAGAAUAGACGCAAUGUUUGAAUUUCGUCUUCAAGAGCGAAGUUUUUAAAAAGAAUUUUCAACUUUAUUUGGAAGGACAUACCUAUACUGAACUUGCUACCGUGUACUUGUUAAUGGUCGCUGACUGAGUUAGGUUCUUAGCUUAAUUGGUUACUUUCAAAAUCUUAACCUGAACUAAAUUUUAAUG
Messenger RNA from Hydractinia symbiolongicarpus, 2647 nucleotides. RefSeq names its product von Willebrand factor A domain-containing protein 7-like. Bases 137 to 1426 code for a protein of 429 amino acids. The transcript is spliced from 4 exons. NCBI's taxonomy places the organism in Eukaryota, Metazoa, Cnidaria, Hydrozoa, Anthoathecata, Hydractiniidae. The record is from RefSeq and is a predicted model, not a curated record.